AUGCCAAGCCCCAAGCCGAGCAAGCCUUCUUCCUCCAGCCUCUUGCCCAAUGCCAAGGGCACAGCCAGCCCCCUGUCGAAGGGGACAGAGCCGGUGGCCCGGGGGGUCAGCGGAUUCCACAGCCAAGAAGCUCUACUCAACCCUCGCCAAGCCACUGCAACAGCCUCAUCGCCACAAACACCGGCCCCACUCCUUGCCCCCCAACCCAUCUCCCCACAGUUGCCGGCUUUCCCCAUCAUGAUGGUGACCCCGCCGCCAGGCCGCCUCAGCACAUCCCCGCACCUGCAGGCCCUGCUUCAGGACAAGCAGCAGUUCGUGCAACAGCUCUCCAUAGAAAACCGCGGGCGCACCCCGUUCCUGCACGUGACGCCCCUGAGCAGCCCAGCUCUGCUCAAUGUGCCGCCGCCCACUGGGGUCUUCUCCCUGAAAGCCCGCCCAGCCCAGCUGCACAGCCUCUCUCACGGGAUCAACCUGGCUAGUUUGGAAUGGGUGCCCAAAGAGCCAGCCAACGCACUGACAAACUACCUCUGCGCCGUCCCUUCCCCCGGAGCCGGGGAGGCCCGGGCCCGCUUUCCAGCCACCCGCUGCCACAGUCCCGGCGACGCGUCCGCUCCCAGACCUGCUUUCAAGAAAGAGAGUGCUGCCCCGUCCAGCCCUCACGGCUCUCACCCGCUUUUGGCCAAUGGUGCAUGCAGAUGGCCGGGCUGUGAAAAGGUCUUUGAAGAAUCGAAGGAAUUCCUGAAACACUUCCACACAGAUCAUCGGAUGGACGAGAAGGGCCGAGCUCAGUGCCUUGUACAGAAGGAGGUGGUGCAGAGCCUGGAGCAGCAGCUGGUCCUGGAGAAGGAGAAGCUCAGCGCCAUGCAAGCUCAUCUCACCGGGAAGCUCUCCCUGCCAAAGUUGCCCUCUUCCAUCUCCGCAGAGAAACCCAACGGCUGUCUGCCUGGAACCCUAAAUCCCAGUUUGGCCCCAGCCUGGCCUACCUCCAAGGAAACCCCAGACAGCCUGUUUGCCAUGAGAAGGCACCUCUGGAGCAGCCAUGGAGUCAGCAUGUGUCCAGACAUCCUCCACAACAUGGAGUAUUUCAAAUUCAACAACAUGCGGCCACCCUUUACCUACGCUACCCUCAUCAGAUGGGCCAUCUUGGAGGCACCCGAGAAGCAACGGACACUCAACGAGAUCUACCACUGGUUCACCAGGAUGUUUGCGUAUUUCCGAAACCAGCCGGCUACGUGGAAGAACGCCAUCCGCCACAACCUCAGCCUGCACAAGUGCUUUGUGAGGGUGGAAAACGAGAAAGGUGCAGUGUGGACCGUGGACGAGGUUGAAUACCGAAGGAAAAGGAGCCAGAGACCCAGCAGGGAUCACGAUGUCAAGCGGCUGCUGCCUUAUGCCCAGCUGGCCCUGGCCGAAUCCUGGCUACCACUGCCCCUGGCUUCCAGCUAAGUGCCCCUCCUUGGCCGCAGGCUGGCUUCUUUGCCCUCCCGCCGGCUUUUGGGAGCCCAGGGCCACCGCAGCGGCCGAGCUGGCCGGUGAGGGGGCAGCCACCUGGGAGAGCAAGCCACCCCUGCCCCAGGUGCCGCCGGACAACGGAAAAUCCCUCCCCUCUUCCGCUUCUUCUCCCCUUUCGGCCCUCAGG
This is a messenger RNA of Tachyglossus aculeatus (Australian echidna), 1639 nucleotides long. It is a transcript of the gene FOXP3, whose product is annotated as forkhead box P3. Gene Ontology annotation, biological process: regulation of transcription by RNA polymerase II. The coding region runs from base 1 to 1446 and encodes 481 amino acids. The transcript has 12 exons. The record is from RefSeq and is a predicted model, not a curated record. Gene Ontology annotation, molecular function: DNA-binding transcription repressor activity, RNA polymerase II-specific; RNA polymerase II cis-regulatory region sequence-specific DNA binding. NCBI's taxonomy places the organism in Eukaryota, Metazoa, Chordata, Mammalia, Monotremata, Tachyglossidae. Gene Ontology annotation, cellular component: nucleus.